ACAAUUUUCCUUCAUUUUUUCCUUCCAUUAAGCCGAAAAUGGGAAACGAAUCCUCGGUACCGAUUCACUAUGGAACAAAGCUACUAAAUGAUAUAAAUAUCGCGUGGAAAAAGCUAGAAAUGGACGCCAAAUUGCCAUCUCGAGAUGGACAUUGUGCCGCCGCCAUGGCGAACAAACUAUACGUGUUUGGCGGAGUUCGUUGGCUUUCUGAUAUCGGCGAAGCAGCAGAAUCCAACGAGAUUCUUGUUUUCGACGCUGAUUCUCACACGUUGAACAAGAUUGUAAUUGGAGGUCAAGUACCAUCAUCAAGAUCUUCUGCUUCUAUGGCUGGAGUUGGAAGUAAACUGUAUGUUUUUGGAGGACUAAGCAGAGACUAUGGAUGGCUUAAUGAUCUUUAUGCCUUUGACACUGAAACAAAGCAAUGGCAAAAUGUUGCAUAUGAAGGUACUCCUCCAUCUCCACGUGACAAGCUUACAUGUGUUGCUAUGGGAACCAAGAUUCUCUUCUUUGGUGGCUUUGGUCCUGUGGAAGAUACUGAGGCAGACACUUCUGAGCCAGAUCAAGCACAGUUUGGAUGGUUUAAUGAUCUCUUCAGUUUUGACACAGAGAACUGCACGUGGGAAAAACUGACUCCUUCAUUUACUGGAUGUCCAACACCUAGAGCAGCUCAUGGAAUGUGUGUUGUUGGAUCAAAACUUGUUAUCUUUGGAGGCAGAGACAGUGUUGGCAGGAAAAAUGACCUAUACAUUUUGGAUAUGGAAACUAUGGAGUGGAUUUCAACCCAAGCCACAGGACGACAACCAGAGCCUCGUUCAUUUCACACUUGCACUGCUGUGGGCAACAGAGUGGUAGUGUUUGGAGGGAGAAGCCUGGACAAUGCACAUUUUGAUGAUCUUCAUAUAUUCGACACAGACACAAAUGAGUGGCUCCAGCCAUUAUCAUCUGGGGACAAACCAUCUGCCAGGGGGGUACACACAGCAACACUGGUAGGAGACCAGUUCAUAUUGUAUGGAGGUUCUUCUGAUUUUUAUGAAGAAACUAUGCAGUGUCAGGAAUAUUAUGGUGAUGUCCAUCUAAUUGGAAAAGAACAACUCUUGUCAGGGAAGUCUCAAGGACCAGAUCCCACUGAUAUUCCACCUGUCUCUACAAAUGGUCUGCCCUUGGCCAGUGGAGCAGCUGAAAUUCAAGAAUGCAGUACUAUUGAGGAGGAAGACAGUAGUGAAUAUGAGGAGUCAUCAGAUGAACAGCAGUGAUAAAUGAAAAUCAUCUUUGUCUGCACAGAGUGAAAAAUCACUGUUGUCUCCCUCUCUGCCUCAGCAAGUUGUCAAUGUAGUUGUUUCCUUUCUUCAUUUCUGUGAUUGGAUCAUGUGAAGAGGAAUGAGACUAGUAGUCAGACCAGGAAUUGCAGGGGAGGGGGAGGGGCUAAAGGCUAGGGAACUUGAGAGGUGUUCUCACAGACUGUGCUUUUAUCUCCCUCCAUCUCCAUCCUGCAACUUUUUGACUUGCACCAAUUCUCUUUACUCCUCUUCAGAUGGUCUAAAUUAUUUUAUUAUUUCAGCAAUCGUUUAUCAGGUUAGGAAUGAGUAUUACUCUAGGUAACCUCUUGGCUUGUCUUUUUGGUUUUCAUGUAUUAACUUUCUGGCUGACACAAGGAAACGAGAAAACUGACUGACUAUAGUUUUUCUGUGUGCAAUGUGUUUAUACAAAUGGACAGAAUGAUAGGAUUUCUCAUAGAAUGGUAAUCAAUUCAACAAUACAUGUUGGCAUUUGAUUUAAGUAAUGUAGCACUUGUAUAUAUAGCUUUGUAUAGUGAACAUUUCAUCAGGGCUUGCUACCAAUUAUUGGAGACUUUUAGAGAAAUAUAUUUAACUUUCAGAAGGUCAAAUAAAUUGUAUUUUAUAGGUCUAUAAUAACAAUGACCUUGUAUACUUAGGUAAUUACUGUGCAAUAAAAUGUUUUUGAAUAGUU
Messenger RNA from Orbicella faveolata, 1968 nucleotides. Its product is annotated as kelch domain-containing protein 1-like. Lineage: Eukaryota; Metazoa; Cnidaria; Anthozoa; Scleractinia; Merulinidae. Gene Ontology annotation, molecular function: protein binding. The record is from RefSeq and is a predicted model, not a curated record.